Molecule: messenger RNA, 4083 nt
Organism: Colletotrichum lupini
Lineage: Eukaryota; Fungi; Ascomycota; Sordariomycetes; Glomerellales; Glomerellaceae
Product: cytidine and deoxycytidylate deaminase zinc-binding region
Exons: 16
Coding region: 1-4083 (1360 amino acids)
Biological process (GO): DNA replication, removal of RNA primer
Molecular function (GO): nucleic acid binding; RNA-DNA hybrid ribonuclease activity
Source: RefSeq, a predicted model, not a curated record
AUGUCACGAAUCUGGAAAUACCUUAGACGUCGCAGGCACAAUCCAAACGUCCCGUCGGCGAAGUGGUCACUGCUAGGACCGGACUGGCUACGCCGAGGUGCGGGCUCUCUGUGCCUGACAACGCCUGGCCUACUGGGAUCCAGUCUGUCAAAUAGAUCGCCAAAUUUUCUGAUGCUUCACUUCGGACCCGGCAGAACAUUGAUCUUCAAGUCUUUGGGUUACAUCCGUCUUGAAUUCAUCUAUAGAUGGAAAGCUGAGGCUGAGACUGAUACCAACGCUGAGACUCUCCGAACGAGAUAUUUGGAUCCGCCAAUCAGCGGUUCCAAUAAUAUCUGGCGCAUUUCCAGAUAUCUUGGCAAAUAUCGUUGCACCUCAACUUGCCUCCUGAAUCGACGGAAGGCUUUGUGCACCGCACACAAUCUUUCUAGACAAGUGACCGAGAAUCAAGUUUGUCUACAAGGCUGCAAAAGAGUCAAAGGACGGAAGGAGAUAAACAAAGCAGCUCGGGGCUGGAAAGCAGAAGAGCAGCUGAAGGUGCAGGUCGGGUGCCUUCCUUUCCGCGCCUUCCAGGUCAGUGUCCCGGGUCACGAUUUCAUUCGUCCUGGCUCUGCCUUCCAAAGUAGCUUCCUGAGGCAGUGUGGGCCCCAUCAUCAAGUUGCUUCUCGUGACUUCCUUCCGCUGGGUUCUGCUUCAAGGUACUACAUGAGUGCACCUCACUUUGGACCAAAAGCAACUUCGCAGCCUCCUUCAUCUCGUCCAUACCAACUGCGGAAGGGGGGUAGAACAGCUGGAGAUCGAGGACACGACGCCAUAUCUCUCUUUCUCAAGAAGGAACUAGGUGUGCCACCUACAUCAACCGCUUCUGACUGGACUAUUCACCCAAGGCACUACAUUACUCCUCAGGAAACCAUCGUGGAGCUACUUCAGUCGUCCUGUCGUCUGUUGAUCCACACGUCGCUCACAGCACGCCACAGCGGUACACGGCAGCUAUCUCCUGAGUCACGGCUUUGGCGUGACGCACCCCCAAAUAUACCGACUAAAACACCAGUUCCUGCUUUUUCUGCCCAAAUCUUGGAAGGGAGAUCACCAGUCAAGAUGCUCGCUGUCGAACGCGCCUCGCUGCCGGCUAUGGCCUCUGAUAGGCCUGACGAUCAAUCUGAGGAAAAGAUCGAGCACACUGGACCUGAUGUCAUCCAGCCCCAUGCUCUCAUCGACCACCUGCUUCCACAACAACUUGGCCGAGGAGUGCUUAUUCCUCUGAAGACGACUUUGGAAAUCCGACAAGACCACACCAUUGUUCAGGCUUUGAUCACGAGGGCUCCAUCUACGUCUACUAACAAUGUCGUCAAUCUGAUCCGCUCGAUGCUCCCUGAAGGCGUGGCUAACAACUUGCCUCACUUGCGAAGAUGUGCGAAGCCAGCGGAUAUCCCGGCUCAUCUCAAAACACAGUUCAUGAACGACUCCCCCGAAGGCCGCCAAGUCCACACGGGUAAAUCCACCUGGAUCUACAUCAUGCUUGGUGAAGAGAAAGACUUCGAUAAGCACGACUUGGUCGCAAAGCUGGGAGCCAUCGAAGGAAUGGAUGAGAGCGUCUUCCUCACCAAGAUUCCGAUUCCCAUGGUACCGCCUACUUCUCAGGUGCAGGCAGCUAUGUGGACCUCGCAGUUCUGGCCUACGGUGUAUAGAAAGAACAACCCUCUUGGACCGCACCCUAGCAUGGUGGGACGAUCAACGGAAACUAUCAAGGAUGAGACAUCUCUGUGGAUGACCUUGGCCCAUCGCGUCGCCUUCCAGGCAAAGAAGGCGGGUAUCGGUGAACCCAUGGGUGCCGUCAUCGUCCAGCGCGAAGGGGGAAAAUCCCACCUCGUAGCGGUUGCCGGAGAUGCUCGUUGGCACCAGGAGCCCAAUAGAAGCGGUACCGGCAACCCCAUGGGUCACUGCGUGCUCAGAGCUAUCAGCAUGGUGGCGCAGAAGCUUGUGCGACACGAGAGACGUGCAGCCGGCCGCUCCCACGUGCCGGCUAUCCUUGAAUACGACACUUUUCAAGAUCUUCCGCUCUUGGAAGACGAGCUUACGGUCCAUGAAGACGAGCAUCCCAACGCGGACGGCUACCUGUGCCACGGUAUGGAGAUGUACUUAACUCACGAGCCUUGCGUCCAAUGCUCGAUGGCUAUCCUUCACUCGCGGAUGGGCAAGGUCGUCUUCGCUCAACGCAUGCCACUUACUGGGGGCAUGUGCUCGGAAGAUCGAGGACAUGGCCAUCCCGAGCUGGAGAACUGCGGUGGAGGCGAGGGUCUUGGCCUCUUCUGGAGACGUGAGCUGAACUGGAGCUUGUUGGCGUGGGAGUGGGAAUCGAGCGACUGCUCCCCAUGGGACUUUACGACGAUACCUUGGUGCUUAUGGUCGGGAAACCGGCCUAGGCCAGAACAGUCUUUGUGUGCCGGGAUGCCAACGAUUGUGGAAGUUGACGGUAGUCUCGAUGCAUUAGUAUCGAUACACCCUGUACUCCAAGCUCUGAGGCAGCUGGUAGGCGGCUUUUGCGCUUUACAUUUUACCUACUGUAUUUGGUUGAGAAAUUGGUUGGAAGGGCUAGCAGAGGGUUUAGAUAGUCCUUUCAGCUCCCGUGGAAUGUCUGACGGGAUGAGGGAGAUUCGAGAGUCGUCAGACGGCAACUUUAGCAAUGCCCAAGCAACUUGUAUCAAGUCUUCAUCGUCCAUAGUUGCUCUUUGUAACGGCCACGACAUAUGCGCUCGCGACUUCAAGCUCUUUGGACAAAAGCUGUGGACGAACUUCAUCCCCGAGCUUCUACCGGGCGACAUCCGCAACGGCUGCCGUGACACCCUACAGCUUCACGCAAGCUUCCUGAACGAGCGCGUCGACAUGCCUGCGGACAAAUCGAGGAAGCGCAAGGCGGACAAGGACCUGCAGAGAUACUACGCUGUGCGUGUCGGUCUCCGGCCAGGUGUAUAUUUGACUUGGCUCGAAUGCCAGAAGCAGACUGCUCAUCAAAAAGGAGCAAUAUACAAGUCUUUCUUCACACGCGAAGAGGCUCAGGCUUUUGUGGAAGGAAAGUUCGUACCAGCGCCAGCCGGGGAAAAGCCCGCUCCUCCGAGAUACUAUGCCGUCGCGCGUGGUCAUUUCACGGGCAUCUUCGUCAACGACUGGGAUACGGUUUCCCUAGCGAUCAAGGAUGCCAAAGGGCCUAAAUAUAAGAGAUUCGACACAUACACCGGCGCGUUGGAGUUCAUUAGGGAAUGGGGCAAUGAGGAAACGAUUGCCGGUGCUGAGGCCGGCGCCCUGAAUGCGGGUAUCAAGGUUCUGCCGAGGAAGCCAGCCACCAGCGCCGCAACGAAGGCCACGAAGGUGAAGAAGGAGAACGAUGAUGGGGUGGAGGAGGAAAUGGAGAAGGAAUCUGAAGACGAUUCCGUGAAACCGGAGGUACUGAACUUGCCGCAAAUCUAUAUCGACGGAGCUACGGCGGGCAACGGUACUCCCUCUGCCAGGGGCGGCGUAGGCGUCUACUUCGGACCCAACGAUGCAAGGAACAUAUCUGAACCCCUCGAAGGUGAACCACAAACGAAUCAGCGAGCAGAACUUACCGCCGUCCUUCGAGCACUCGAGUACACCUCGGUCACGCAGGAUGUCCAAAUCUGGACGGAUAGCGCAUACGCAAAGAACUGCGUCACUCGCGACUGCAAGAAGUGGAUGGCCAACGGCUGGAAGACUUUGAAAGGAUCCGUCAAAAACCAGGACUUGAUCAAGGCAAUAAUCGAUCAUCUCAACAGACGAGAGGCUGCAGGGACAAUAACGAGCAUCGACUGGGUGAAGGCUCACACCACAGAGGAAGACCCAACAUCUGUAGGCAACAGGGCUGCGGAUGAGCUCGCCACGGCCGGCUCGAAAUUAGAGUCGGAUGAGGAUGAUUAUGAUCCUGCAAAGCACGCUAAGUCGGAGGGGUCAACAGAGGGCGACCUUGCGCGCCAAUCGACGAUACCCGGACAAAGCUCCGACCCCUCGCACUACGGGUCUGCAGCAGCGAUGCGGGCGAUGUUGAAUAUUGCCAUACUUGUGAAGGGUCGUUGA